Homalodisca vitripennis (glassy-winged sharpshooter) is the source of this 689-nucleotide messenger RNA. Its product is annotated as pleckstrin homology domain-containing family F member 2-like. Gene Ontology annotation, cellular component: early endosome. The record is from RefSeq and is a predicted model, not a curated record. Gene Ontology annotation, molecular function: phosphatidylinositol binding; metal ion binding. The transcript is spliced from 8 exons. NCBI's taxonomy places the organism in Eukaryota, Metazoa, Arthropoda, Insecta, Hemiptera, Cicadellidae. The annotation marks the transcript as partial.
UGAACAGUGAGGCGAAUGCUCGCCGCAUUGCCAUGGUGGAAAACUGCUUUGGCAGUUCUGGACAGUACAACAAGCAACACAUAAUCCCUUUAGAGGAGGUAAAAUUAGAAUCACUGGAGGAUGAUGGACGUGGUAAGAAGGCGGUGGAGGUUCAUGCCGCUGUGUGGGUGCCAGACUCGGAGGCAGCUGUCUGUGGUAAGAAGGCGGUGGAGGUUCAUGCCGCUUUGGGGGUGCCAGACUCAGAGGUAGCUGUCUGUGGUAAGAAGGCGGUGGAGGUUCAUGCCGCUUUGGGGGUGCCAGACUCAGAGGCAGCUGUGGUAAGAAGGCGGUGGAGGUUCAUGCUUGCUGUGUGGGUGCCAGACUCGGAGGCAGCUGUUUGUAUGCACUGCAAGAAGAAUCAGUUCACUGUUCUCAACAGAAGGCACCACUGCAGGAAGUGUGGGGCCGUAGUGUGUGGUCCGUGCUCCAAUAAGCGGUUCCUCCUCCCCAACCAGUCCUCCAAGCCGCUUAGAGUCUGCCUCAACUGUUACGACACCUUGUCUCGUGCCAAGGCCCAGCAGAACUCCAAUGACAACUCACUAAACAAAUCAGAUAUGAAGGAGCGUAGUGGGUCAGCUGAUUCGUCCGGUGAAGAAGACUCCGAUGAAGAGGAAGACAGAUCCAUGACCAAUGACACUGCUCCAGACCAG